AUGAAUGAACAAAACGGAACAAAAUAUUCAAAUUAUGAUCAACUUAACAAUAAAUUAUUACUUAUUAAUGAUCCUAAUAAUGAACGAGUGAUAUUAAAUGUUGGUGGACUUAAAUAUGAAACUUAUAGGUCAACGUUAAAAAAAUACCCAGACACAUUGCUUGGGAUGUUAUUUCAAGAUAAAAAUAAACAAUUUCUUGAAGCAAUGAAUGGAAAUGAAUAUUUUAUUGAUCGUAAUGGAUAUGCAUUUCGAUACAUUCUUGAAUAUUAUCGUAAUGGUGAAAUAUAUUGGCCUAAUGAAAAUUCUGAUGAAAGUAGCCAUAGUUUUACGACAGUUUCAAGACGAGAAUUGAGAGCAGAAUUGGAUUUUUUCCAAAUACCAGUUGACAUUUCAAUUAAUGCACCUUUGAAUCAGUUUGUUUCUAAUGAAACGUUAUCAGAUAAAUUAGAUGGAUUUAUUACAGCAUUGAAAAGUAGUAUAUUUGAGGCAGAAUUCAAUUUUCGUAAAUCAGUCAAUAUACAAUUUCAUAAUAAUAUUGGUGGAGAUAUUAGUAAUGUGAUGUAUAUUGUUAGUCCUAGAAUUGAAAAAAUUGUAAAUAGAUUGAGGCCUUAUGAAAGUUGUGGCUAUAGUAUAUUGAGGUUAUUUGGCGAAAAAAUCAAGACUCACAUUUAUAUGACUAUACCUUGUAUUAAAUGUAAUGUAACAAAAAAAUCUAGUCCUGACAGUUUUAUUAUUGAUUUAAUACUUGAAGAAGAAUUUGAUGUUAAAGUUAUUGAAGAUAAUUCUAAGCAUCUAAGAUCUUUAGAUAUUAUGUGA
Entrophospora sp. SA101 is the source of this 816-nucleotide messenger RNA. NCBI's taxonomy places the organism in Eukaryota, Fungi, Glomeromycota, Glomeromycetes, Entrophosporales, Entrophosporaceae. The record is from the annotation of a GenBank genome assembly.